Prunus armeniaca (apricot) is the source of this 1254-nucleotide messenger RNA. NCBI's taxonomy places the organism in Eukaryota, Viridiplantae, Streptophyta, Magnoliopsida, Rosales, Rosaceae. The record is from the annotation of a GenBank genome assembly.
AUGGAUGUGAAAACAGCCUUUCUCAAUGGAGAUUUGAGUGAAGAAAUUUUCAUGUUACAACCUGAGGGUUUUAUAGAAGAAGGCAGUGAACAUUUGGUAUGUAAAUUGAAGAAAUCAAUUUAUGGUUUGAAGCAAGCCUCUAGACAAUGGUAUCUCAAGUUUGACAAGAUCAUUACUUCAAAUGGUUUUGUCGAAAACAGAUUAGAUGAGUGCAUAUACUUAAAAUUCAGUGGGAGUAAAUUCAUUUUUCUAGUUCUUUAUGUAGAUGACAUCUUGCUUGUUAGUAGUGAUGAAAGUCUUUUACAUGAUACUAAGAAUUUUCUUUCCAUGAAUUUUGAGAUGAAUGACCUUGGAAAAGCAUCAUAUGUAUUAGGAAUCGAAAUUCACAGAGAUAGAGAAAAGGGACUGCUAGGUUUGUCGCAAAAGGCAUAUAUUGAGAAGGUGUUGAAGAAAUUUAACAUGCUUCAAAGUAAUGGAGCUGAGGUUCCUGUUUCAAAGGGAGACAAACUAAGCAAAGAAGACUGUCCAAAGAAUGAUGUAGAAAGGGCAGAAAUGAAGGACAAACCAUAUGCUUCGGUAGUAGACAGUAUCAUGUAUGCACAGGUGUGCACACGACCUGAUCUAGCAUUUUCCAUUAGUGUAUUAGGCAGGUAUCAAUCUGAUCUGGGCAUUGCACAUUGGAAGGCUGCAAAGAAAGUGUUGAGAUAUAUGCAAAGAACAAAAGGACAUAUGUUAGUUUACAAAAGAACAGAUAGCUUGGAGUUGGUUGGUUACACAGAUUCAGAUUUUGCAGGAUGCAAAGAUACUUCCCAAUCGACUUCCAGUUUUGUGUUCAUGAUGGGAGGAGGUGCAGUUGCUUGGAAGAGUGCAAAACAACCAUCUAUAGCUACAUCUACCAUGUUUGCUGAGUACUUGGCGUGUUAUGAAGCUACUUCACAUGCCAUGUGGUUGAAGAAUUUCAUACAAGACCUAAAAGUAGUUGAUUCUAUAGAGAAGCCUAUUCAGCUGUUUUGUGACGAUAAAGGAGCAGUGUUCUUUUGCAAGAGCAAUAAAAGGUCUGCUGGACUCAAGCAUAUGAAAGUGAAGCAUUUGCUAGUAAGAGAAAAGGUUCGAGAGGGCUUAACGACUGUUGAUUAUAUCAACACUACAGAAAUGAUAGCAGAUCCCUUAAAUAAAGCAAUUCCAAACAAUGCUUUUCAUAGGCAUGUGACCAAUAUGGGGUUAUUGUCCAGUUUCGAAGAUUCUUUGGUCUAG